GUUCAUGGAUCAACUGCUUCUGAACGAAGAAAGAAGGCUCGUGGUGCCAUGCCGGUCUCAGCCAUGGGGUGCACCCUCGGAUUCUUGCUGCUGAGCUGCGGACUUGCUGGUGUACCUUCCGAGAUUGCCUCAUACUUGGAGAUCCAACAGCACAAAGAGGCUGCAGAGAAACUGGAUUUCGAAGACAAGGCCAUUUUGGAGGGCUUGGUGGCAGUGGAAAAGGCCCAUCAAGAAGAUGUGGUUUUGUAUCAUGCUGUUCCAUUCUCCAUCUACAUGCUGAGUUGGAUCUGGAACGGUGUCUCACGAGACCAUGCUUUGAAAUGGGAGGUGUUGGACGUCAAUGCGCCGUAUCCCAUCGGGAAGAUGCCACUGAGCAUCCGCGUGUUCGAUGGGAGCAAGCAGUUCCCAUCCUUCAGCGCACCUGACCCUGCGGUGUGCCCUCCUCCCACGGGAUUUGCUGAGGUAGCUGAGGUGGAUCAUCCAGAGGUGUUCGUCGGCCGCAUUGUUGGCUCGAGCAGCAGAAAAGUCCAGGUGAAGAAUGGACACGAACAGAAGGAGUAUUCGUUGAACUCAUCAUCCGGCUGCUUCCCCCUGGUGUACCUGGGCAAAGUGAAGCAGGCGAAGUAUGUGGACAGUCUGAUGGAAGAACAGUUGGUGGAACAUGGAGUCAUCAAUGCAUCGGACUUCCAGCAAUACUGCGAGAAGCUCGGUGUCUGGAAGGACGAGCACAACACACCCGACCACAUUGCUGGAGUACGUGAGCGGCUCUUGUCGGUGAACCUGAACAUCUUUGGCUCCGAAAGCUGGGCGGAGUCCAGUUGGGAGAUCUUCCGAAAAGGGGUGUCGCUUCACCACUCUGGCCUGGGCGGAGCUGUCCCCUUCAUGGAUGAUAUCUUAUCUGCUCUCCAGGUCGAUGAAGAGGUUACCAGCCUGGUUGGCCAACAAAUGGAGCUGAUCAAUUGCAUCACAGGAAACCGUACAUCGAACGAUUUUAAUGGCAAGUGCGAAGCGCUUUGGAAAGAGCGAUGGUCUUUGGCCAGUUGUUCAAGCCAGGAGCAUCCCAAUGAGCUCGAGGUGAAUGACCCCUGGAUGCCUGCAGAAAAGUGCCACAAGACCAUCGUUGGCACUAGUGACAACAAGAAAUGCGGUACCGACAUCAUGAUGCAAUUAAUCUUUCCACGCGACCUUGCGGAACAGCUGGUCUACAUCAGUGGUGCAGGUGGAAUACCUCGGGAUGAGUUUUCCAAGUUCUUGCCGGCAUAUGAUGAAUUGAAGAACACUGCCGCUGGCGAUGGACACCAGGGGCGAAUACUGCUCAAAGGUGAUGUUUUCUGCAGAGGUCUGAGAUCGACUUUUGCAUCACACUCGGGACUUUUUCGAGAUGAGUUGCUCAUGACGUCGCUCACGGCCUUGGCGGAAGAUGUUCGAGGAGCGUUGUUGGGGCGUUUUGAGCCUUGCCCAAAGCCGGCGCUUUCCGACGAUCCAACGACGGUUUCUCCAAGCACCAGCUCCUCAGCAAAUGAGAAGACUCCCGUGGUCUUCAAUGCUGCUUGACACGCAUUGGCUAUUGGAUGGCUUGGAUGGAGACCCCAUGGCUGUCAGUCAAAACGAGACCGACCUUGGUUGAGACCGACCGCGCUCGAGACAUGUCUGCACUUCCCCCAUUUUGGCUGGGUGCCUGGGAGUUUGGAGACCACAAAACGUGGCAAAGUAUGAAAGACAUGCUAUCUAUGCGAAACCGAAUAUCCAGCGCUGCACGAAGACGAAGUCGAGAAACGAAGACAACAAGUGUUCAUGAGUUUUCCUCAUCCGGUGCGGGGGGUAUCGGCACUGUGUCAAGAUCUUUAUGCUUUGCAAAUGCCUUUCGCAAGUUCCGACGAUACAAGAAACAUUGUUCAUAUGACAGUGGGAUUGCCAGGACAGCGUUUAGAGACGUAUGGGCAAAUUGCAUGGGCACCAAGCCAUCGGGAUGGAAGGGUGGUUUACAUGAUAAAUCUUCCACGUACUUUUGCAAGGGAGAGGUAUCAAAAAAAAUAAAUAGGGAUCAAGAAAAAAAUAAAUAGGGAUCAAUAACAAAACAUAU
Molecule: messenger RNA, 2083 nt
Organism: Durusdinium trenchii
Lineage: Eukaryota; Dinophyceae; Suessiales; Symbiodiniaceae
Source: the annotation of a GenBank genome assembly